Molecule: messenger RNA, 2880 nt
Organism: Aethina tumida (small hive beetle)
Lineage: Eukaryota; Metazoa; Arthropoda; Insecta; Coleoptera; Nitidulidae
Product: ATP-dependent 6-phosphofructokinase
Exons: 16
Coding region: 140-2524 (794 amino acids)
Biological process (GO): canonical glycolysis; fructose 1,6-bisphosphate metabolic process; fructose 6-phosphate metabolic process
Cellular component (GO): cytoplasm; 6-phosphofructokinase complex
Molecular function (GO): identical protein binding; 6-phosphofructokinase activity; fructose-6-phosphate binding
Source: RefSeq, a predicted model, not a curated record
UCCCUCCACCAAAGGUAGGGACAGGGGUCACCUUGAGCACCAAAUCCACUUGUAUUUUGAAUCUUCGCCGACCGCUGUCCUAAGUUUUCGAGUAAAAACCAGUGUAAAACAUUUGAAAAAUUAUUAUCGGUGGCCCAAAAUGACUGAGAAAAGCGGUGAAAAAUUCGUGGAACGCGGGGCCUACAAGGGCAAAGGCCUCGCCGUCUUCACCAGCGGUGGCGAUUCUCAGGGCAUGAAUGCAGCUGUAAGGGCUGUUGUUCGUAUGGGCAUAUAUCUGGGAUGUAAAGUGUAUUUCAUCAAGGAGGGAUAUCAAGGUAUGGUUGAUGGAGAGGGCUUCAUUGUUGAGGCAAAUUGGGCAUCUGUUAGUUCCAUUAUCCACUUGGGAGGCACAGUUAUUGGAUCUGCUCGUUGUCAAGAUUUCAGAGAGCGUCAGGGACGUUUACGCGCAGCUAAAAAUCUGGUGAAACGCGGCAUCACCAACUUGGUGGUAAUUGGUGGUGAUGGUAGUCUUACGGGUGCCGACCUCUUCAGACAAGAAUGGGGCUCUUUACUGGAUGAAUUGUUGUCGAAGAACGAAAUUACCACAGAAGAACGUCAGAAAUAUAAAACCCUGCAAAUUGCUGGCAUGGUGGGGUCAAUUGACAACGAUUUCUGCGGUACUGACAUGACCAUCGGUACAGAUAGUGCUCUUCAUCGUAUUAUAGAAGCUAUUGAUGCCAUUAUCAGUACAGCGUACUCCCAUCAACGCACAUUUAUUAUGGAAGUUAUGGGUCGCAACUGUGGGUACCUUGCGGUGGUAGCCGCCCUCACAUCCGAAGCCGACUACGUAUUUGUACCGGAAUGUCCCCCGCCCGAUAAUUGGCAAAAGCGCCUCUGCGAGAAACUUGAACAGGAACGUAAAGUUGGUCAACGGUUAAACAUCAUUAUCGUGUCCGAGGGAGCAAUUGAUCGUAAUGGUCAACCCAUCACUGCCGAGCAAAUUAAAAAGGUGAUCGUUGACAACUUGAAGCAAGACACCAGAGUGACUGUGCUGGGUCACGUCCAACGUGGUGGCAAUCCUUCCGCUUUUGAUCGUAUUCUGGGAUGCCGUAUGGGAGCUGAGGCUGUUAUGGCCUUGAUGGAAGCUGAUGAGAACACGGAACCGUGCGUCGUUACUUUGGAGGGAAACCAGGCGGUUAGGCUUCCACUUAUGGAAUGCGUCAAACGAACAAAGGCCGUUGCUGAGGCCAUGAGCAAGAAGCAAUGGGACGAAGCCGUAGACUUGCGUGGCAAAUCAUUCGAAAGGAAUCUGCUCACCUAUAAACUGUUGACUCGUUUGAAGCCACCAAAGGAUGCCAAAGGACAGGCGAAUCAGGUUUCCCAGGUAGAAGAGCGGCCCAAGGAGGGCUAUACGUUUGGUGUGGUACAUAUUGGAGCUCCCGCCUGCGGCAUGAACGCCGCCGUUCGUUCCUUUGUCAGGAACUGCAUCUACCGUGGUGACACCGUUAUGGGUAUUCACGACGGAUUGGAAGGUCUUCUGGCUGGCAACGUUCGUCCCCUCAAAUGGGGUGAUGUAACUGGUUGGGUAGCAGUGGGUGGAGCGUACCUUGGAACCAAGCGUACCUUGCCAGGCAAGCGCAUGAAUGAGGUGGCUGCCAAGCUCAAGGAGUACAACAUUCAAGGUUUACUUAUUAUUGGCGGUUUCGAAGCCUACCAAGCAGGUAUUGAAAUGGUAGAGGCGAGAAAUCAGUAUGACUCGUUGAAAAUCCCAAUCCUUAUUAUUCCCUCGACUAUCAGUAACAACAUACCCGGUACGGAAUUCUCGCUCGGCUGUGACACUGCCCUUAACGAGAUCACUGAAAUCUGUGACCGUAUUCGUCAAUCGGCUCAGGGAACCAAAAGACGUGUCUUUAUCAUCGAAACUAUGGGUGGCUAUUGCGGCUAUUUGGCUACAAUGGCAGGUUUGGCUGGAGGCGCAGACGCCGCCUACAUCUUUGAGGAGAAGUUCACCAUCAAAGACCUUCAACAAGAUGUGUACCACAUGGCGACCAAGAUGUCUGAGGGCGUGCAAAGAGGUCUCAUCCUUCGUAAUGAGAAGGCUAAUGAGAAUUACAGCACUGAUUUCAUCUAUCGUCUCUACUCAGAGGAGGGCAAAGGUUUGUUCAGCGCUAGACAGAAUGUGCUUGGACACAUGCAACAGGGAGGCGCUCCCACACCCUUCGAUCGUAACUUGGGGACCAAGAUGGCAUCCAAAGCUGUUGAGUGGAUGGUAUGCCAGAUGAAAAACAAUAAGGAUGAAGCUGGAAAUGUGCGCUGCGAGUCGCCCAAUACUGCCUGCCUUUUAGGCGUCCAAAAACGAAUGUAUACAAUGACUCCACUGUCGGUGCUUAAAGAGCAAACCAACUUCGAGCGGCGUAUCCCGAAGGACGAGUGGUGGCUAAAACUGAGACCGCUGCUGCGUAUUCUGGCUAAACAUGACUCCACUUAUCAGGAAGAAGGCAUGUACAUGACGAUAGAGGAAAGCACGGGCGAUUCCACUUUCUAAAAGCAAUGAUCGCGAUCAGUAUUGGCGAUAGAUUAAUUUUAGCUUGAGUAUAAAUUGCGUCAUUGUGUUAGGUCAAUUUAUUAAUUUUAUAGCCUUGUUUUAAUUAAUUUACGGGUUAUCAAAUUUAUUUAUUUUACAUAUCAAGUCUAAGUAGUCAAUUUCUAAAUUAUUAUUUUAUAGAAUUAAGUUUAAACAAACUGUAGGCAUUUUUAAUAGUACUAACCCAGUUGAUAAUUUCAACUUAUUAGUAAGAGAAUAUUAUUUUUUAAUCAAACACAAUGUACAGGAUAAUCUAUGUUCGUGAGAUAUUUUAAAAAUGCAUGUUGAUAUUAUAUUGUUUAAAAAUGUACUAAAAA